AUUCCUGUCUCUUGCUGAAGAAAUCUUGUCUUACAUUCUGAGUUUCCUUCCUUACUGAGAUAUUCUUCGGUGUACAUCUGUGGGUCGCCAUCAUUCAUGUUAUCGUUGUUCUAUAAUCUAGAUAGACUGAUGUUCUGAUGAUCCUCUUGCAGGUAUGUAGGACCCUUCGCCAGAUGUACUUGUCCUCCUCCGAACUUCAGUACAUCGUUGAAAUAAGUGGACAACAGUUGCUCAUUAUCCCCAACACGGACAAGAGUAUACCUAUUUCUAAGCGUCUGCAGCUUUUGAGAGACAAAGUUCACGCAUGGUUCAAGGUUGACACCCACCCUUUCGAAAUGGUCCCAGUACUAACAUGGGCGCCGUCAUCUCGAGACAACAUUGUUGCUGGUGGGCAUUUCUGCUUGUGGAACCCACCAAGAGACACGGCCAUGAUCUUUUCAGUACUUCCAAAGCCCUCGCAACAAUCAAUCCAGCGAAACUGGCUUCCAGGAACGUUGUGUUCAGUUCCAUACUCACGCAACCUUGAUGUAUUUAUGGACCCAGCACAAAACCUGAUCGCUGUCGCCUAUGUCGUUGAUCACAAGACAGUCUAUAUCAAUCUUGGAGCCCUGGAUGGUGAUCAUAGUCACCCUGAGGCUGCUGGAGAGAGGCUUCUGUCGGACGAUUCGGAAAACCGCUUUGAAGCAACAAUGGCAAAGCUCAAAGGUUUUGGGAGGCAUAUCGCAUUGUCGCGUCGCUGGGACGAUGAAAAUCGGGCUUCGUUCUUCAAGUGGCAGUUGCAGAUUUGGGACUGGAAAUACUCGACAACGUCCGAUAGCAUCCUCAGCGGUGCAGUACUCAACAGAAUCGUUGGCCCAGUUGAUUUUUGUUUCCUCGGGAACAAUCGAUUGCUGGUUAUAACCGAUAACUUGAAUCUCUAUUCAAUUGAGAACAUGUCUCAGAUGCCGGAAUUGCUGGCGUGUUUCCUGAUGCCCAUCCCAUUGAUGGCACCACAGUGCCUCCCUCUGAUAGAUGAUAUUGGGUAUGGCUCACAGCUGCAUAUGCAAGCCCAAGCGACGAUGUGCACCUCAGACCCUACACAUCGACUCAUAUGCCUUACUGCGCUUUCUGUUCGAAAUAGUACUCAAGUCUUCAUCAUUUCCACAAGGAUAUUCUUCGACCUCAACGAAAUGGCAGCAGCAACGCCAAUACCAUGGCAACAUUGGGGCCCCUCAAAUACUUGUGUCUUUCUGUACCCAUUUGAUUUCAAAAUUCACAUCAACGGAAACCGAGUCUUGCACACACUUCCUGUCGCUGUGACAAACAGGCGGGGUCUAGGACGAGUGGUGAAAGAGCCGUCCACGACAUGCAUUGGUGCCGAUUUAUCUGGCAGAUUUGGAGAGAGCUUGACAACAUCCCUGCCUUACGUCCAAGUCGUAUUUUGGGAGAGAAAGUUCGGUGCUGACUCAUUGUUGAGGGACAUGUGGAUCGACAAGGAUAGGGUUUAUAUGCUCUCCAGAUCAAGCUCUAUCGACAGACUUGAGGUCAUCGACGUCCAGUCUGAUUUACAGAGCGGUGUGGUAUCAACUGGUUGA
This is a messenger RNA of Suillus fuscotomentosus, 1574 nucleotides long. RefSeq lists its product as uncharacterized. The transcript is spliced from 3 exons. Bases 138 to 1574 code for a protein of 478 amino acids. The record is from RefSeq and is a predicted model, not a curated record. Lineage: Eukaryota; Fungi; Basidiomycota; Agaricomycetes; Boletales; Suillaceae.